AUGCUGCAGCACUUCCAUUUGACUCAGAUUAUAUCAAAGAAAGCCAACCAAAUAAUUACAAAUAAUAAAGUUGGCUAUAAGACAAUAAAUUUAAUGACAAAAAGAAAAUAGCUAGUUUAUUUAGAAACGACUUAGAGAUUGACAGUCUUUCUAUCUGCACUCUCUUUAAUUCUAUUGCUAACUUUAACGAAAAUAAGUUCUCAUAUGAUUUUUAUGAGCGAUUUGAAAAUAUUUUUAUUUACCUGCGCUUUAAGAAUACCAGAUAGUUGGCAAACGCCUUUAGAGGAAUGGCUCUAUAUUACACUCCAUCUGACUAUUUAUUUGGCUAAAUAGAAAGAUAAGCAUUAUACUUUUUAGAAAAAAAGCAAUUUGAUAACGAUUUGCAUUCUUUUUCUACAAUUUUAUACUUCAUGUCCCUUCAUUCAAAAGGAACACUCAAAUUUUAUAACAGCUUUGAACAAUUUACCAUUAAGAACUUAAAAAAUUUUAAUAUGCGUUAAUUAAACUUUAUCUUUUUUAGCUUCAAAUUCUCUCUCCAUUAUCACUUAGAACGCUAAAACAAGGAUCUAAUUAUAGAUCACUUAAUUUCUUGCUUUCCUCAGUUGA
Molecule: messenger RNA, 606 nt
Organism: Tetrahymena thermophila SB210
Lineage: Eukaryota; Ciliophora; Oligohymenophorea; Hymenostomatida; Tetrahymenidae
Product: transmembrane protein, putative
Exons: 1
Source: RefSeq, a predicted model, not a curated record